AAUAUGAAAGCAGGGAAUGAGACACAAAUUUCACGAUUCCUUCUUCUGGGACUUUCAGAGGAACCAGAAUUGCAGCCCUUCCUCUUUGGACUGUUCCUGUCCAUGUACCUGGUCACCGUGCUUGGGAACCUGCUCAUCAUCCUGGUCACAAUCUCAGACUAUCACCUCCACACCCCCAUGUACUUCUUCCUCUCCAACUUGUCCUUCAUAGACAUAUGUUUUGUGUCCACCACUGUCCCGAAGAUGCUGGUGAACAUCCAGACACAGAGCAGAGUCAUCACCUAUGCAGGCUGCAUCACCCAGAUGUGCUUUUUCAUAUUCUUUGCGGGACUGGAUAUCUUUAUGCUGACCGUGAUGGCCUUUGACCGGUUUGUGGCCAUCUGUCACCCCCUGCACUACACGGUCACCAUGAACCCCAGGCUCUGUGGGCUGCUGGUUCUGGCGUCCUGGAUCAUGAGUGCCCUGAAUUCCUCGUUACAAAGCUUAAUGGUGUUGUGGUUAUCCUUCUGCACAGACUUGGAAAUCCCCCACUUUUUCUGUGAACUUAAUCAGGUGGUCCACCUUGCCUGUUCUGACACCUUUCUUAAUGACAUGGGGAUGUAUUUGGCAUCUGCACUGCUGGGCGGUGGUCCCCUCUCUGGGAUCCUUUAUUCUUAUUCUAAGAUCGUUUCCUCCAUACGUGGAAUCUCAUCAGCUCAGGGGAAGUACAAGGCAUUUUCCACCUGUGCAUCUCACCUCUCAGUUGUCUCCUUAUUUUAUGGUACGCUCCUAGGAGUGUACUUUAGUUCUGCUGCAACCCGUAACUCACACUCAAGUGCUGCAGCCUCGGUGAUGUACGCGGUGGUUACCCCCAUGCUGAACCCCUUCAUCUACAGUCUGAGAAAUAAGGACAUAAAGAGGGCUCUGGUGAGAUUCCUCUGGAGGAAAACUCUAAAAGGAUCAAUUUUCCUUCAGCUAAAGAAGUGCCCAUAAUAGCAGGACUCAAAGCCUCAGAGCUUUGAAAUCUGUUUGGAAUAUGGACGUUGAAAUUGUUCCUUCUACGCACCUCCUGGAUUAUCCGUGACUUUGAUUACACCUUCCUUAUACAAUGUUAGCGACUCACUCAUCAAGUUUUUUGCUCUGUCUGCUAUCUAGACAGUUUUGCUUUUUGUCUUUUUUUGUAUUUUCACCUGUUGAUACAAACUACAGGUCAGAAAUAGAUGGAAUCUGGGGCCAGGUAUGGUGGCUCAUGCCUGGCAUCCCAGUGCUUUGGGAGGCCGA
Macaca mulatta (Rhesus monkey) is the source of this 1260-nucleotide messenger RNA. RefSeq names its product olfactory receptor 7A17-like. Gene Ontology annotation, molecular function: olfactory receptor activity; G protein-coupled receptor activity. Gene Ontology annotation, biological process: G protein-coupled receptor signaling pathway. The record is from RefSeq and is a predicted model, not a curated record. Gene Ontology annotation, cellular component: membrane. Lineage: Eukaryota; Metazoa; Chordata; Mammalia; Primates; Cercopithecidae.